Vicia faba (fava bean) is the source of this 1209-nucleotide messenger RNA. The record is from the annotation of a GenBank genome assembly. NCBI's taxonomy places the organism in Eukaryota, Viridiplantae, Streptophyta, Magnoliopsida, Fabales, Fabaceae.
AUGAAAGAAAGGGCACCACAUACAUCUCGACUAGUUCGUGCCUGCGGAGCGAACAAAAACCUCUUUUUAAUUCUGAUUCCGACUCCGAAGUCCGGAUAUUUGGUUGCUUUAUCUACAGCACUUGCUGCUUCAUGCCCGGUUGCAUCUGACUCUGCUGGUUCACCUUCUAAACAGCGAGCUGGAGCUCCUACUGUUCCCGCGCCAGCUUCCACUCUAGCUCCCUUCGGCCUCGAAGAUCAUCAGGUUCUAUCUUUUGUAGAUUCUGGUCUGGAAAGUACCCUUGCCCUGCCUGAUGCUGUAGCAGCUUAUACGGAUGCGUUCCAAUGGUUUAGCUGGGGAGCUUCUCUGCUGACGUACCUCCUUCCUCCUGUUCGACGAUUAACUCUUCCAGGCCUUGCUUGCCUCGUGCGAGAAAAGAGGGAAAGUGCUAACAUGCUAACACCGGUAACGGGUGUUGCCGCAUCUGAGACCGGAAAAGCUGCUAUUUGUCCAAUUCUGCCUUCUCUCUUUCCUUUAGAGGAAAAGAUAACUCCUAAAUGCAGCCGGGAUCUUAUAUACGAUACCACCACACCAAUGAUAGAAGGAGCAGAUACGAGUACUCAAGCAGCUAAAGCAGUGUGGUUCCAGCCACCGACCCCGAAAGGCCCAAAGAAGGGGAGCAAGUUUUGGUCAAUCUCUCGGGCAAGGAAGAGAUGCGCCGGGUCUUUCUCUUUGAAUGGCGGGAUGCUAACUCGAUUCGCCCUUGCCUCUACGGGAUCAACUACUACUUAUAUAAAGAAAAAGCACCAAAGAGACAAGGAACCACAGCCCCUUCGGGUAGGGCAUAGGUGGCUACGGCGGAAAAACCCUGGAUCUACAAGACUUACUUCACGCUCUCUAGAAGCUCACUGCAGAGGAAGAGCAGAAGGGAAUACUGAACCACGCCUCGAGUCCCAGUCUCCUAGUGGUGGGAUGGUAAAGGGCAAUGUCCGGUUCUGGCCAAGAGAUGUCUUUGCUCUGUCCCCCUUCUUGUUGGUUGGCACAAGCCCUUGUAGUAGUCAGCCUUUCCUCCCCGACGGUCUACACCAGGGCAUAUUCGAGUGCCCCGCCGCCAGCAUCGCUCUUCUCUUCGAACAGAAGCAACUCUGUAGGGAGGAGAGCCUGCCGAUCGAGCGAAGGGAUCCAUACGGCUUUCAGGGGGAGCUGCUUUUACAGCCUACUGGUAUUUAA